Messenger RNA from Oppiella nova, 904 nucleotides. The record is from the annotation of a GenBank genome assembly. NCBI's taxonomy places the organism in Eukaryota, Metazoa, Arthropoda, Arachnida, Sarcoptiformes, Oppiidae.
UAUAAACUUAUUUAUUAAUUUUGAGUUUUAUAAUUUAUUUGAAACAUAAAGUAAGUUCAAAAUGAAAUUAGUGCUCAUUUUGGGAUUCAUAGCAUUGAGUAGUGCUCUCAGUAUUAGCCGCCAAGAGGUGGACAACGAGUGGCAGAAAUUCAAACAUGAAUAUCGCAAAAACCAAUACUACGCCAACUCUAAUGAGGAGGCGCUCCGGAAGCAGAUAUUUGCGGACACCUAUGACAUGAUUGUCAGACAUAACAAAGAGGCCGAUGAAGGCAUCCAUACCUACCGAUUGGGUGUCAACCAGUUCUCGGACAUCACGGAUGAAGAGUACAGACAAAUGUUGACUUUAGACGUGUCGGGGCUGGAGGGACAGCAAACUUAUGACAAGAAGCCGUACUCCAUAAAAGCACAGUUACCCGAAAGUGUCGAUUGGAGGGAUAAGAAAGUGGUUACAGCCGUCAAGACUCAGGGAUCGUUUGUCCCUCCACUCGACAAGGAGGAGAACUAUCCAUACAAAGGCGUAUACCAAAACUGCAGCUACCAGGCCAAGUACUCGGGCGCUUCCAUCACUGGCUAUACCAACGUCACCUCCGGUGAUGAGGAUGCUCUCAAGGAGGCCAUUGCCACUAACGGCCCGGUAGUUGUGAGCAUCGACGCCAGUCUCUCUACAUUCAAGAACUUUAACGGUAGCGGUGUUUAUAACGAUAAGCAGUGUAAGUCCGCGUUCAAGGACUUAAACCACGACAUGGUUGCUGUUGGGUAUGGCACUGAAAAUGGCCAGGACUACUAUAUUGUCAAGAACUCGUUUGGUACCACCUUUGGUGACCAUGGUUAUAUCAAGAUGGCACGUAACGCUAAUAAUAAUUGCGGUAUUGCCACGUACGCCCUGUACCCCACUGGUGUCCAA